Molecule: messenger RNA, 648 nt
Organism: Necator americanus (New World hookworm)
Lineage: Eukaryota; Metazoa; Nematoda; Chromadorea; Rhabditida; Ancylostomatidae
Exons: 2
Coding region: 1-648 (215 amino acids)
Source: RefSeq, a predicted model, not a curated record
AUGACACGUGGAAAACAUCAACAUCUUGCACCGCCAUCGAAAGUGGCUAAAGUAAAUCGUCUUCGUUUCUUUGGUCAUAUAUUAAGGAGACUGGCAGAUCGUCUUGUUCAACGAGUUCUUAAAAGUUCGUCGGGUUUGAGCUGGAAGAAGCCACCUGGCCGAAAACGGAUGUUCUGGGCUGAGGCGGUGAAAGAGGACCUGAGGACACUCGGCGUGGAUAGGCAGUUCAGGCGAGACGUAAGGUUUCGCAGAAUAUGGAAUAGCGACGAAUGGAUUGAUUCUGUGCAAGCUCUCGCAGAAGAUCGAGAAGGUUGGGCAGAGCUGUGUUCAAAGCACACCUCGGCGAAGAGGCGGGUAAUCGCGUCAGGCGAUGACAUCAGCCCGCCGACAACUGAUGAAUACGAAUUGGACGCGUUUUACGAGGAUCUGGAGGAAGUAAUCCGCAACGAGAAGUUUUCCUACAAAUUCGUUGUCAGAGACUUCAACGCAAAACUAGGAAAGGCCACAGAAGAGGAACACAGGAUUGGAAGAUUUGGACUACGGGACCGGAAUGUAAAUGGCAAUCGUCUCGCCGGGCGGUUGUCUGCCGCUCGCCUCUUUCAUGGGGACUCUCUUUUCAUGAAAAAAGAUCAUCGUCGGUGGACAUAG